Molecule: messenger RNA, 1983 nt
Organism: Anopheles nili
Lineage: Eukaryota; Metazoa; Arthropoda; Insecta; Diptera; Culicidae
Exons: 2
Coding region: 1-1983 (660 amino acids)
Source: RefSeq, a predicted model, not a curated record
AUGUCCUGUUGGCAGCAACUGCUUUUGUUGCUUUGUAUAGCUCUUGUAGUAGCGGAGGAAGCCAACCAAGCUAACGAUUCCAGCAAAGAGAAUGAUUCGUCCAUCGAAUCACUUCCCGUGCCUGCCGCACUACACCGUCAAAAGCGCCAUGAAGUUGAAAUCCAUCGUGUUAUCAAACGUCGCCCAAAGUUACCACCACCACCUCGAGGCCGUAAACCGCGACCACCGCGAAGACCCGGCUCUAAGCCUCGUGUCAAGUACGGGCCUCCAAACGUAAACUAUCCUCCUAUAACUCGCUACGUACCCCAAAACAUAGAUGACCCGUUCAGUUCCGGCUUUGAAACGUCGUUCGUGGACCAUCCAGGAUCCUUUGGAGAGCCACCGGCAGGCUACGGAUCUCCAAUUCAUCCGUCGCCGACCUUUGGGUCACCACCGUUUGCAUACGGACAAACUAUCACAAGCUACGAAGGUUCCUCCUACGGAAAACCCAGCUACGAUGGUUCAUCAGCUUUCGGAAAGCAUAGCUAUCAAGGAGGAUCGUCUUCUUCGUCAUAUGGAAAGCCUAGUUACGAAAUCUCCGACUUUGAUGGAAUUUUUUCAAAGACAACCUUUGGAAAUGGUCCUAGCUCGUUUGAAUCGAAAGUUCCUUCAUUCCUGGAUUCGUCCAGCUUCGAUGGAUUUUCUGGUAGCAAACAUUCACACAAUAUUGGUGGCUACUCUCAUAGCUAUUCACAUUCAAACAACAAGCAGCCGUCGUUCGCAGAUUCUACCUCGAUAAACACGUACACUACACCAUCCGGAAAAGGUAACAUAUACUCUGACAGCUCAUCCUCCUUCGGAGACAUCGGUUCCAAGCACCAACUGCCAUUGGAGACAUACAGGAAAGACCCGUACAAGACACCGGUCACAUCCUACGAGGUACCAUCGAAUCCCAAAUCGAACCUUUUCGAGCCAUCCAAAGACUUCGACACAUCCUAUAAGCGAUCACCGCACAACGGUGGCGUAAGCUCGACACAUUCGACCUCUCAUAGCUCUAUCGGUGCAAGCGAAGAAGAGUACAUACCCAGUCUACCAACACGCUACGAUCAGGAUCAAUUCCACACGCCAACGAAAACCAACCCCAACAAGCCAUCGAUCAACACACUUCAGACCAUUAGUGGGGGAGAUGAUCAUUUCACUUCAUUCACAUCGUACUACGAUGGAGCAUCAGAAUCGCAGAAGGUGCCAGUCAAGAGCAAACAGCCACUUUCCUUCGGUCAAGACUCAUCCGACGAACAGUUUUCUUCAACAAAUAGCGGGAGUAAGCGCAUCAAGAACCGCCGAAAGAAGAAACCUAAAAUUCCAGAUUCAGCGAUCGCUCAUAAUCUAGACACGGACGAUUUGAGAGAUGCAUUUGGAUCAAGUUCCGAUUUCCACCAAGUAGCCAUCGACGCAGACGAAUUUCUCGAUUUUGAGCCUAAGAAACAGAUUAAACAUUCCAAACCCGCGGGCGUAACCUUGCCACGUUCUGAAGAUUCACAUCCAUCUAAUUUUGUACUACUUUCGUCACAAAAUAAACCCACUUCCACCAAGAGCAUUGGAGAGUCCAAUAAGCAACGGUCACCUCCAACGACCCAAGUAACCGCAAGCAAAUCGGUAGAAUAUGAUACGACAAACACAGACUUAAGUUACCUUCAAACCAACCCCUCUAACUUUGGCCAUCGACCAUCCAAACCGAUAGGGCUUGAAGAUCUCAAUAUCCUAUCCAUUCAAAAAUCAAACUCGAAAAGUUACUACGGCGGAUCUAGUCCAGGACAUGGCAGUAGUUUUCAACCAACAAGAAGGAGAGAUAUGCAGCACUACCGUAGCGCUCCGAGCAGCUUAGACUACACGAUGCUCGAUGAAGACGAAGAGGAAAAUUACGACGAAAUUAGUGACAUCGGAACGCGAUCAAGGGGAAAUCGAAAAAAGAAAGACCUAUCAGAUAAAACAAUAGACAUAUAG